This is a messenger RNA of Rodentolepis nana, 2775 nucleotides long. The record is from the annotation of a GenBank genome assembly. Lineage: Eukaryota; Metazoa; Platyhelminthes; Cestoda; Cyclophyllidea; Hymenolepididae.
UUUACUUAUCUCACAAUGCGUCGAACAAAGCGGGCAAGUAGAGAUGGCUUUAGUUCAGAUCAAAAUGGUUGGGAAGAUCAAGGGGGAUAUAUGAACGCCAAAAUCCGCAAGCUAGAGUCCCAGUUUGCGGAGCAACCGAAAAAGUCUAAUAUAUUUUCCGGGAUACGUAUUUACGUUAAUGGCUAUACUGAGCCGCCUGCCUUAGAAAUAAGGCGCCUUGUUCAGGAACACGGUGGAACCUAUGUACAAUACUAUUCCCAAUCAGCUGGUGAUUUCAUGGUCGCUUCCAAUUUACCUCUGACCAAAAUUAAGAAGAUAAACAACCAAAAGAUUGUAAAGGUCUCUUGGAUCACUGAUAGUAUUGCAGCUGGUUGCCUAUUGCCAUGGAAGAAUUUCGAGCUCUAUCCUGCACACAGUCAACUCAAAAACCAGCGAGCUCUCACGUCGCUAUUGGAAACAAAACCCCUUUCUCCCGAGAAUGUUAUGCUUUCCGAUGAGCAGGCCCUUUCAUCCCAUGUGGCUUCUGGGAACGAGUCGAACGAAGCUUCAGCGUCCAAUCAAAUUGGAGAUGAACCUUCCACUUUUGAUUCCUCUUUCUCACCUAUUGAAGAUGUCACCUUAACUGAGCCGUUGGGGGAUCGGAAUGAGGAUUUAAAGACCCAGCCUGAUAGGACUUCCAGUAUAUUACCUACCACCAGUGACGGCUACAUCAGUCAAUAUUACUCUCGUUCACGACUCCAUCACCUAUCAAAGUGGGCUGCUGAUCUGAGGGAUCUGGUUCGAGCACUUCGACAAGAGCACGAGGAAGGGGGAAAGGCUGGGGUUGAUAAAGGAGAAUUUCUUCGCAUGGAAAUUGAACGCAUUCAGUCAAUUUCAAAAUCGCCGUCGGAUUCCCUAAAUGAAAUGAUCUUGGAGUAUGUUGGAGAAUCGUCUUCUUCUACACAGAAGAUCCCUAGAAUCCUAAUGCAUAUGGAUAUGGAUUGUUUCUUUGUCUCUGUAUGUUUAAGAAAUCGGCCGGAAUUUGUGGGUCUUCCGGUUGCCGUAACCCACGGUAAAGGGAAAUCAGAUUCUUCAAUGGCGGAGGUUGCUUCCUGUUCCUAUGAAGCUAGAAAAUUUGGUGUUAAGAAUGGCAUGCUUCUGGGCAAAGCUCGUGCCCUCUGUCCUGAAUUAAAAGUUGUUCCCUAUGAAUUCUGCCUUCAAAUCGAAGCAGUAAGUUGCGACGAGAUGUACGUGGAUGUUACCGAUUUGCUAAAAGUGAGAUCCUCUUCAGGGCAGUGUGUUCAUCUAACAAAUCCCUUCUUCCUUGGUGCAGCGCUGCGCCGAUGUGUCAAGGAGGCUACUCGAUGUACCGCAACUUGUGGUUUCGGUACAAAUCGCCUCCUUGCCCGACUAGCUACAAAGUGGGCGAAACCGAAUGCUCAGGGUCUUCUCUUGGGUCCCGAAUGGAAAUGUGCUCAGUCGUCUUUCGAAUUGGAGGGAGAGAGAAUAAAAUUUAUUGAGUUGGCUAGUCCUGAAGGGCGAGAAUAUCUAGAAGAUCUACCCCUUGCUCACCUUCCAGGUGUGGGCAGACAAAUGGUCUUUCGAAUCGCCGAAGCUUACGGAAUUUCAACUUGUGGAGAACUUCUUAAAACAGCGACCCAUGACCAACUUUCCUCACUCCUUGGUACUAAAACGAGUCAAAGAAUUUUACAACUAUGCCAGGGAAUGGAUUCAGCGGAUGUGAUUCUGGACCGUUAUGCUAAGUCUAUUUCAGCUGAGAUCAAUUACGGUGUUCGCUUGUCGACUUGGCCCGAAGUUGAGAAAUUCGUGAAAGAUUUGGCGAAGGAGCUGUCUUCCCGGCUUGGUAAAGCUGCGUCUGAAUCCCGGACUGGUUUUGGUAUGGUUGGAAAAAAUCUCGCUGUGCAUCUCUUAACACGUCGUGCCGACCAACCAAUUAAGACAGCCAAGUAUUUGGGUCAUGGGAUUUGCGAUAGCUUUACUCGCACAGUGUCACUUUCAAAAGCCACUGCAGACACAUCGAUUAUCGCAGAAAAGUGUCUUUCGGUGCUUCGACGACUUAAUCCAAAUCCGAAGGAUAUUCGUGGGCUUGGUCUCCAAAUGCAUCGCCUUUCGCCAUCUUCACCUUUGCCAAAUGCAGGCAAGCUGAAAAGAGGUAAAAAAGUCGAAGAGCUUCCAUCGAUCACGAGAUUUUUGAAAUCAUCUGGUUCAAAACCAAACAGUCAAAGAGAUAUUUCCAGUGCUAAUUCGAUUUUCAGUGAAGGUACUAAUGAGUCCUGUUCUAUUUCUGAUGGUGAUGAUAUCAUGUCAACUCCGUCGGAAGAUUUGAAUAGCAUGAUUGAAUCAGGACCAGCUAGUCCAACUCUGGCUUCAACAUCGUCUCCUAUCUCCAUAAAAGAACCUAAAUCAGUGAUAUCUCAAGUUGAUUCUGCUGAUAUUCUUCCCCAUCAGCCUAAUCGUCCUCUUGAAGAAGUAAAUGUGUUUGCCAAGAGGUCUGUUGAGGAAUUGAAAAAUAUGUUUGCUACGUGGAUUACAACAGAAUCGGACCCUUUGGAGGAAGACCUCUGUAUGCUUGCAGACUAUCUCAUCUCCAUUCUCCAAACAGACCUAGCUCGAGUCCGAUGUUUGCUUCAAGGUCUAUUACGUCUGAUAGAUAGUGAACUUGUGGCGGGUAAUGGACUCGCAUGGAAGCACGCUUUCAAACGUCUCCGAGUGACAAUUGAUGCUGCAUGUCAACGGCAUUAUGAUGUCGAAUCGUUAGAUUUAGAUUCUACCUAA